Ilex paraguariensis (yerba mate) is the source of this 186-nucleotide messenger RNA. The record is from the annotation of a GenBank genome assembly. Lineage: Eukaryota; Viridiplantae; Streptophyta; Magnoliopsida; Aquifoliales; Aquifoliaceae.
AUGGAGUUUUUGACAGAGAAUCCUGGUGGCUCUGAUACACAGGAAGUUCAAUCCGAAAGAAGAGACAAUAAUGGGAUAAAGGGUGAAAGUAAGCCUGUAGAUAGCCGAAGAUUUUGGUGGAACAUGAACAAUGUAGAUAAUCUUGCAAACCAGAUGGCUCAUCUCACUUCAGUCGAAAGAACUUGA